Coregonus sp. 'balchen' is the source of this 4947-nucleotide messenger RNA. The record is from the annotation of a GenBank genome assembly. NCBI's taxonomy places the organism in Eukaryota, Metazoa, Chordata, Actinopteri, Salmoniformes, Salmonidae.
CAUGUAGCCUCGACACAUCUUCCAGAUCGUGUAGAGGGAUCCGAACGUACCAUAUCCACUCAGGAGAGAAAGGCUGGCAGUUCAUUCAGUUUCAGUCACUCCAAAAGGCUACAUUAAUUGAGAGAGGGUGUGGAUGAUCUGAAAGCACUCUUUCCUUCGGGGGAAACGCUAACGAGACAUGCCAAACUAAAGGAUUUAAACGCGCAGUUAACCAGGCAGCUUGGAUUCCGGGAUGCGUAAAAGCACCUGAUGGGAUGCUAAAAGGGGCACAAUUCUACGUUGGUUAAAUAACUCUCCUUUUACAUCGUGGAUAAUAUGAAAAUGACUAUUAUAACUCCAUUGUUUCUGCUCUGCUUGACAUUGUUGGUCAGCACAACCGAGAGUGUGGCGGAGAUAUGCAGGGGGACGCAUUGUUUCAACUCUGAGGACUGGACCAGACCUUGUACAGGGGCGCAUUGCCAGCGGCGAACGGACGCAGCACCCCAACACUUAAACCCCCUAACGCAAGACAGGCAAGCGUUUGUUAAGCCCCUUUACCAGGAUGCCCAUACUAACCCUCAGACCAGACGUGCACAGGUACCAUACACUAUCAUUCAACCACAUCGUGGUGGCACGGCCACAAGCGACACGCAGAAAGCAAACCCAAGGACCAUUACCGCUGAGGUGUACAACCCCGGGUGCAAAGGAGGGAAUUGUCAAGCUUCCCAGCCGCGACCAACGAGAACUGAGAGUGUCCCCCGGGAAUGCAAAGGGAUUGAAUGUAAACUACCACUCAGGAUGCGACCCAAGCCGAAUCCCCAACCGUGCAUUGGCGACAGCUGUGUCACUGGUGGUGGCGAAGACCCGAGAGGGCAGCAGCCCCCCUUGGUUCAUGACAGAGCGGCGCAGUUUCUUGGAGAAUUUCCGGAGUUUGGAUCAGAACGUGGUUCAUCGCCUCUGGGAAUACAGUUGACAUGCGACAUCAAACCAGGUUUAGCGUGUGACCCUCUGGCGUACAGAUUUUUCUACAAUUAAUUUUAAAAUGAUCAUGCUCCCAAAGUAAUUCAUAGUUUAGCUAGCAGUUAAUGUUACCAGAAAAAAUAUAUAAUGUAAGUCUACACCAAUGAGAGUUCAAAUGUACUCUGAUUUAGUUUAUUUUUAAGACUUUACACUAGUGUAGAGUGAAUGCAACAAUAACCAGUUGGCCAGUGUUAAUUCUCAACUAUUUACAGUUACAGAAACUCUGUGAAAAGGUUAAAAAGAUAGCUGUAGUGUGGGAUAAUAUUUACUUUUUGAAGUGUUAAAUGUAACACAUUUAGAGUUAAUUUAACACUUGCAAUAUAAAUGAGGUCAAAUACAGAUAUUAGAGAAUAAAGGUAUUGAAACCAUAUAUACUUUCCUAGAAUAUAUGAGUCUAGCAGGAUUUAUAACCAAUAUAUCACUGCAACCUCAGAACAAUUGAGUUUGAUCAUUCAGACUGAAAGGUAUUUUUGUAUGCAAACAGCAGCCCCCUAUGUAAAUGAUCAAUGUGAUGAGUGUUUAUAUGUGUGCAUGAAAAGUAUUUGUGUGUGUGUGUGUGUGUGUGUGGCUGCGGGUGAACACAUGAAUCCCUAGCUACCCUGUCCUCCCUCCAACACAGGCAACAACGAGGUGCCCUCGGAGGACACCCUGGUGCUGCAGCUGCGUCUGGCCAAGGGCCAGGAGAAGCUGGUGGAGGCGCUGAAGGGCCAGCAGGACGACAUAAGGGAGCUGCAGAGCAGACUCAGCCAACAGCAGGGGACGCUGGUCAGCCAGCAGAGAGAGAUCCUGGAGCAGCAGGGCAGACUGAGCCAACAGAUGGACCAGGUCUGGAACCACAUCUGAAACAUUGUGGUUUCCCUUUGCUGGAGGGAAGAAUUCAUAGACAUGAUGCAGAGCUUGGCUGUUGCUAUGGCACAUAACACCUGCUGUGUUAUUAAUAGACCACUGGAAGGUUUAAUUUAUUUAUUUUCAGCAACAUUUUGGUAAUAAACCUUUAAUUAAAUUUUCCUAAAACCAUCCAAUAAAACAACAAAAAACGGUUAUUGCAGUGCUCUGAUGAAGGAUCUUGCUCCAAAACACAUCAACAUUAUUGAAAGUUGCCAUCCUGAACCUUCUUUCAGCAAACCAGUAAAUGCAUUGCUUGCUGUUUGGUGUUUUAGGCUGGGUUUCUGUAUAGCACUUUGUGACAUCUGCUGAUGUAAAAAAAAGGCUUUAUAAAUACAAUUUGAUUGAUUGAUUUCUGUGUUUGGUCUCAUCUCAGGUCAAGGCCCAGUAUGGCCUAGUCCUAGAGAACGUCAAGCAGAUGUCAUUCCAGCAGGAGGCGCUAGAGAGCCACGUGGUGGCCCCCAGGGGCCAGGCCAGGGCCCACCACAGGCAGGCCUACGCUGUGCACAAGGUGGACAUGGAGGCCAGUGUGAUGGACGUAGAGCUCCCCAUGUUGGCCUGCGGCUCCUGUGGAGCGGAGGAGUACUGCGACUUCAGAACAGGUCGGCCGCAAUGUGAGAGGUGCACCAUCUGUCCAGCGGGCUUCUUCCUGGUGUCCCAGUGCUCCUUCCAUGCUGACAGGAUAUGCCAGGUGAGGAGAAGUGUUAGUAAUGUUGAAAAGACAACACACAAAUCAAAUGAAAAUGUAUAUGAAGUGCAUUGGCGGUAGAACAAGGACCGAACCCUGCGGAACUCCAGCUGUAAGCUUAAAGUAUUCUGAAUAUUCUAAAUGUAGAUGCACGAACACACCCAUUCAGGAGUUUUAUUAUGUUCCUGAGUGGCGCAGUGGUCUAAGGCGCUGCCUCGCAGUGCUAACUGUGCCACUAGAGAUCCUGGUUUGAAUCCAGGCUCUGUCGCAGCUGGCCGCGACUGGGAGACCCAUGGGCGGCGCACAAUUGGCCCAGCGUCGUCCAGGGUAGGGGAGGGAAUGGCCGGCAGGGAUGUAGCUCAGUUGAUAGAGCAUGGCGUUUGCAACGCCAGGGUUGUGGGUUCGAUUCCCACGGGGGGCCAGUAUAAAAAAAUAAAAAAAUAAAAAUAAUAAUAAAUGUAUUCACUAACUGUAAGUCGCUCUGGAUAAGAGCGUCUGCUAAAUGACUAAAAUGUAAAUUAUUAAUCAUGUUUUAUAUAUUACAGGACAGAGAUGAAUGCCUUGAAGUAGCAAACCUGUGUGCAGAACAGAAUAAAUGUCUAAACACUCCAGGUAAGAAGGGUUUAACCUGUUUGGUGAAAAACUCUUACUGUAUCAGCAAUCCUUUGUCCAUAAUCCUAUGCUACAUAUGACAAUUCCUCCUCCACUCACUCUAUAGUGAAGGUGAAAGAGUUAGAAAUGUUCUACUUCUGUAUUUGUGUGUGAGAGUUAACUUCUGUCCUCCACUGUUUCUAUGUGAACCAGGUGGGUUCAGGUGCCAGGGCUUGUCUGAGAGAGAGGCCAGCGCAGGCUUGUGUGGACACGCCUACUUCUACAACUCAGAGAUGGAGGAGUGUCAGGCCUGUCAGGAGUGUGAGGCGGAGCCAGUGGCCACACCCUGCACCUUCAUGAGUGAUACUGUCUGCUCCACCCCUUCCACCACCGACAGCAGCAGGCUGUCCAUGGCCUGGGCGGGGGAUGUGACCCUGCCUCCUGCCAAGAGCCAAGCCCCUGGUCACGCCUUCCCCAACCUGCAGCUCCACAUCCAGGGGCGGGGUGACAGCAAUCUGCUGUCCACCGAAGACGGCCAUCUGGUGCUGAGACAGCACGGCCUUGUGUGGGCAGACGAGAACUUGGCCCUGAGCCACGGAUGCCGCAGUUUCGUCCAGGUGUGUCUGCAGUUUAACGCCAGUGACCUGGCCGAGGGGCGGGACCUUGGUGGGGUCAGGGUGGAGCAGCGGGAGGGAAAGGCACUCCAGGGUGCCAGUGUUAGUGGGGUGGCAGAAGUUGCUCCAGGAAGUAUGCUCUCCCUGCUCCUCAGGAGCGCCAGCCACCAUUGCAACCACACAAGCGAUGGCCUGCGCCUACAUGACCCCUCUGUGGCCCCUCUCAGCCUCUUCUGGCUGUCCCAUGACACCGGGGCCGUUGCCAUGGCGGCGCAGGCAGUGUCAUCGGCGCACUACCACACCAACUACCGGCCCGCCUUCAAGACCACGUCCACCUCUGACCCGUACGUUGUGGGGCUGACUCACGAUGGGCGUGGAGUGCGCUUCACCGAAAGUGGCACGGUGCGCUUUGUGUUCCAGCAGGCACUCUACUCCAUGGGCCAGGCGUGCGUGACCGAAGGCUUUCACCUGCUGGCCUACAUCAACCGCAAUGGGAGCAGCAUGGAGCUGACUCGAACCUAUAAGACGGGUGUCCACUACCGCGACACGUCCAUCUCCCUGUCUGCUGCCACCAGGGUCGGCCCAGGCGAUACUCUGGGCUUUGAGAUCCUCUCCCCGGGGCAGUGCAACAUCCGCUACUUCGGCGACGACUCCGGCAUCAGCGCCCUCAGCUUGGUGUGGGUCCCCGCCGCCAUCUCCGCCGCCCUCUCCGCCUCAGUGGCACGCACAGGCUUGCCCUCCGGAGCGGUGCGCAACAAGCCCCUGUAUUUCCGCCAGGUCAGCCCCCACAUGCCGCAGGUGCAGGUUGGGCUUCCAGGGAAGGGUCGCGCUGAACAAGGACGCGAGUUUGUCUUCAUGGAGAGCGGGACAGCCAGCUUGGCACUGGACCUGAAGCUGAUCCACUCCUGCAACCCGGUUAAAGUCACCCUGCUCCGGCAUAGAGGCGAGGAGGCAGGGGAGGAGGGCAAGCCAGUGCCCCUGGCCCAGCAAGUCGGGGGCCAGAUGCCAGAGGGCAGUGAGUGGGCAAGUGUGGGGCUGCGGGCCUCCUUCCAGGUCCACAAUGGCACGGCGGUUUUUGUCACAUUGGACUGCGUGCGCGGACGGAUCAAUCAGAUCAGUCAUCAGGCGGGGAGCGGUGUCUCCGUACUGUGGGUGGCAGCAUAUCACUAG